Messenger RNA from Loa loa (African eye worm), 1256 nucleotides. RefSeq lists its product as hypothetical. Lineage: Eukaryota; Metazoa; Nematoda; Chromadorea; Rhabditida; Onchocercidae. The record is from RefSeq and is a predicted model, not a curated record. The transcript has a single exon. Bases 1043 to 1246 code for a protein of 67 amino acids.
CUGGUUCACUCUGUCAGAUUUGACUCAAUUUUCACUCCCCUUUUUCAUUCAAUGGUGAACCAAGGCUCUUAGCAGCGCUCUCAUACUUCGUUUAUUUCCACUGUCAACACAUUUUCUUCUUAUAAUAAUCAUUGUUCUUAUGCUAAAUGCGCUUAUCAUAUCCCUAUAUUAUCGGUAAUUGCGCAUAAACGUCUUAGACUAAGGCCAACCAAGUAUUCCAACCAAACCCUCCUAUCGAAAGUGAACGAGCUGUCGCGAAUUUCAAUUUCGCGAAAGACCAAAGUAUAAAAAAUUAUUUAAGUUUAAACGAUAGCAUCCCAUAACUUAAAAUCACACAGGUUACAAACAACUGUUAUCCAACUGUAACUUUUUUGUCUUAACUUAAGUUUCAAACUUAAUCUUUAGCCAAGUUGUUAGGGAAUAAUUGUAAUAUUCUUCCUAAAUUACUUUUCAAAAUUUUAAUCCGUUCAAGCAAUUAUCGAUCAAGUCUCGAGAUCUUUAUUUUAAAUCACCUCUGUUGAAAUAGUUGGAGCAAAACCACUCCCACUUUUUCCGUAUAUAAGCUGUAUUCCGUGUUACCAAGGGGACUGAUGAUUAGUUUUUCAUUAUUCUCGAUCAGUUUGGAUUAUUCUCAUUUUUUUUCAUUAUCGGCAGUAUCGUGUCGUUUUUGUGACCUUACCCUUGACAAGUAAAGAAUCAAUCUUGCCUUUGUCCACAACGUACGACACACGCACAUCAUCCACAUCAAACUUGAUGCAGCUAAUACUCCAAAUAACCUCAAUUCUUCUCCUCUACAACCAACGUGUAGAAAAUCCCCUGCUCGUUCCAACUAUUGACUGACCGCAAAAUCAACAAAAAUCCACGACACGAGUCACAAAGAGUUUGUGCCCUCACGUAAAAAACCAAAAAAGAGAUUUCGUCCGUGGAAGAAAUUUUCAACAUAUUUUUUUUGGUACCACGAGUCGGCAUAUCGGACGCUAUAAUCAAAAGUGCUCAACCGGUAAAACAAAAGUUAGGGAAUCUUCUUGAUGAAGCAAAAACAAUGGAUCUAACGCGCCUCCAGACCAACAUUCAUCGGUGGAGGAAGCAACAGCAAUUCGAACUCAAGAGGAGGACUAUAGAAAAUAAGGCGUCUAAAACUCUAUAUUGGUACAUUCGGAUCAACCAGCGAAAAAUAGUUGGAGAAUAUCCAGAAACAAAAGAAUGCGCAGAAAAAAGACUAAUACGCGGAUAUGGUCGACGAUGAUAAAGGCCUU